AUGUUUGAUCCGAUGAAGAGUUUACGCAACUUCUCUCUUUUUCGUUUACUCUCUCUCUCUCUUCCUUCCUCUCUCUCUCUUUUUCCUUCUCUCUCUCUUUUUCCUCUCUUUUCGUUCUCUCUCUCUCUUCCUUCCUCUCUCUUUUUUUUUUCUCUCUCUCUCUCUCUUCCUUCCUCUCUCUUUUUCGUUCUCUCUCUCUCUUCCUUCCUCUCUCUUUUUCGUUUUCUCUCUCUCUCUCUCUCUCUUCCUUCCUCUCCUCCACUCUCUGUCGUUUUCGCUCUCUCUCUCUUUUCCUUCCUCUCCUCCUCUCUCUUUUUCGUUUUCUCUCUCUCUCUCUUCCUUCCUCUCCUCCACUCUGUCGUUUUCGCUCUCUCUCUCUCCCUCUUCCUUCCUCUCUCUUUUUCGUUUUCUCUCUCUCUCUCUCUCUUCCUUCCUCUCUCUUUUUCGUUUUCUCUCUCUCUCUCUUCCUCUCCUCCUCUCGUUUUCUCCAUCUCUCGCUGUCGACAUCAUUAUGUCUGUUUUAUUUUGUCCCUUCUGUCCGGAAUGCCAUUCAAUUUUUCAUUUUUUUUUUCUUUAAAUUAUUUCUUUACUUUUUUUUCUAAUUUUUCGAUUUUCUCAAGUCCAUUCUUUCCCUUCCGUCCACUCUUUCUCACUCUCCGAUUCAUUGCUUUCCUAAAUUAUCUCUCAUUUCACUAUCAGGCAUUCGAGAUAGGGUUCGGUGAAAGCAAUUAUACAUUUUAUCUCUCUCUCUCUCUCUCUCUCUAUCUAUCUAUCUAUCUAUCUAUCUCACUCUCUCUCUCUCUCUCUCUCUCUCUCUCUCUAUCUAUCUAUCUAUCUAUCUCACUCCCUCUCUCUCUCUCUCUCUCUCUAUCUAUCUAUCUAUCUAUCUAUCUCCUCCCUCUCUCUUUCUUUCUCUCUCUCUCUCUCUCUCUAUCUAUCUAUCUAUCUAUCUCAUUCCCUCUCUCUCUCUCUCUCUCUAUCUAUCUAUCUAUCUAUCUCAUUCCCUCUCUCUCUCUCUCUAUCUAUCUAUCUAUCUCACUCCCUCUCUCUCUUUCUCUCUCUCUCUCUAUCUAUCUCUCUAUCUAUCUCACUCCCUCUCUCUUCCUCUCUCUCUCUCUCUCUCUCUCUAUAUAUAUAUAUAUAUAUAUAUAUAUAUAUAUAUACAAUUGA
Molecule: messenger RNA, 1170 nt
Organism: Acanthosepion pharaonis
Lineage: Eukaryota; Metazoa; Mollusca; Cephalopoda; Sepiida; Sepiidae
Source: the annotation of a GenBank genome assembly